ACUAUUGCGAGCGGGGAAGGUACUGAAGACAACCUUAUGAACUUCUUCAGGUUCCCAAUCUUAGCGAAGAGUUGUCGAAGCAGUCAUGUGCAGCCAUCGCAGCCAGAGGGAAGAUUAAUGGUACUUUAUAAGGCGAACUGACGACAAGGCGACGCUGAUGACCGAGCGGCGAGGAGGAGGAGAAAGUAAAAGAUAACUUGAUUCCGGCAUUACCGAGCCGCUGUAUCGAUCAUCGAUCACUGAUCAGCGCUAGCCGGCACUGGUUGACACGGCUCAGACUCAGAGCACCAAGGCAACGACAGAACUCAGGGGGUGAGCAAUCCACUCGAGGACCGUGAGAAACUAUUGCCGGUAUAACUUAACUCUGUUCAACGCACCUGCUUGUACUAACGACAAACGCUACACUCAGAUUGGAACCGUCACCGGGAUGCCUACAGACUUGUUGCUCAUCUCCUUCGUAGGUACAGGCAAACAAAGCACCUUCCGUCCCAUCACAUUUCAUGAAGAAGAUCUCGACUUUCACGCAACGGAGCUCCCCACAUUUGUUGACAAUCCGGAACUUUCUCUUGGGACGUUCGUUUCCUCUACGCCUUACACUGGAAAUGGCUUACCCCCGUCCCAUCUCUCGAAGGAUUUCCUUGGUUGGAACUCUCCACAUUAUUGGGAAGAUCCAUUCAGUGAUAGUGCGCUUUUUGCUCACAUAUCACUUGUCCGAGAAGGACACCUUACUAUUCACUUUGCAAUCAAGGUGGUACUUCAUGUCGACGACGAUCCCCGGUCUCGAGGUUUCAAUGUAUACGAAGUUCUUAGGCGCGAAGCAGUCUUUUAUGCACACUGCCUACCUACUGUCCAGGGUGACGCCGUUCCCAGGCAUUACGGAGUCUGGGAGGCUAACACUUCAUGGGCCGGCCACGUUGUUAUCUCUGUGAUGGAGUUUUCGGGGUGGUCAUGGGAUAGGCAGAUUAGAGGGACAAAACAUGACACGCCGGAGACAAGAAUGAAGAUUGCCCGCGCGCUACAAAAGAUUCACGACGCUGGGGCAGAAAAUGGUCAGAUAGAGCCAGGAUACGAGCACCAUUUGCUGUAUGACUGGCGGUCCGGUAAGGCCCGGAUCGUUGAUUUCACGCAUGGCCACACACAUACCUGCGAACGCCAGGUUCCUCUGAAACCAUACAGAGCGCAGUUCCGCUUUGGGCCGCCUUUCUGUGGAGAACUUACUCGCCUCGGUCGUAUAUUAGGAUUUGAUGGACCCCAUACUUUUUUGACAGAGGAUGCCGAGGUGCUUGAUGCCAUAACAUUCCUCAAAAAGUAUCUUGAAGAACAUCCAGCCGUUUCACGACAAGAAGCUCUAGAUGCUCAAGAAAAGUACCUUAAGGAUGAAUGGCGCCUUGUGGGGCCUGAAGUCCGGCGUCUUGAAUCUGGGAGAUGCAUGGAUUACGAAGAUUUCUUUAAAUAAGUAGAAGGAAUGGUAUUUCCUUCAGUAUCCUAUUCAGAUAUCAGAAAAGCCAGACUGUUCCUGGCGUCGUUCGGCCAUGUAUCAUUGGGUAACCGCAUCGCACUAGGAAACUCUCAUCCACUGAAUGAUAUCAUCGCUCAAUGAUGUUCCGUUCAUUUUGCGCGUUUCCUUUCUGCUUUUGCGACCCGCGUAAUACCGACG
Desarmillaria tabescens is the source of this 1657-nucleotide messenger RNA. RefSeq lists its product as uncharacterized. NCBI's taxonomy places the organism in Eukaryota, Fungi, Basidiomycota, Agaricomycetes, Agaricales, Physalacriaceae. The transcript is spliced from 4 exons. Bases 428 to 1456 code for a protein of 342 amino acids. The record is from RefSeq and is a predicted model, not a curated record.